GCGUGCACGGCGUUUGUUUAUACAACCAGUUUCGCCUCGUUGCACGCAACGCGCGUUUCUCGUUUUCGGUUAUCAUCUGAGUUUUCCUGUCUGUAUUCUGCCCUUCGACCGACCGACCCACCGACAAACCCUCCGACCGGCCACGGACUGACUGAUAAGAUUUGCGGACCGAUUUCCGACUUUGCUACCGGGCAGAAUGUCCAACGCAAGGAAUCGCCGACACAGAAGAGACCGCACGGACGCGCAGUACGCAGCGGCAAUGAUGAGGCGACAGCGUGUGCUGCGGGACCGCCUGAACCCCUUUGAGGAUUUCGACGAGGAUGGGCUGCAGCAACGGUUCCGAUUUGGAAGAGCGGGCAUAAUGUUUCUCGCCGACACACUGCGUCCGGACUUGGAGCGCCGUACACGUCGUAGCCGCGCCCUCUCUGCGGAGCAGCAAGUGAUCAUCGCCUUGCAGUUCUACGCAACUGGGAACUUUCUGAUCACUGCAGGCGACUACAUCCGCGUGCAUGUGUCAAGUGCUUCACGGGCUGUGAGGCAAGUCACCGUAGCGCUGGCUCGUCGAGCACAAGACUUCAUACGAUGGCCUGACGCUGCGGAGGGGGCAGCCUUGCAGCACAAGUUCUACGACAUGGCCGGCUUUCCUUUGGUCGUGGGUGCUGUUGACGGUACCCAUGUCCGGAUCCAGGCACCCCAUGUGCACGAGGAGGCGUACGUCAACCGCCAUGGAUACCAUUCCAUCAACGUACAGGUGGUCGUUGACGCCUCUUCUCGGAUUCGCAACGUGGUUGCAAGGUGGCCUGGAAGCACCCACGACUCUCGGAUCUUCACGGAGAGCACCUUGGCAGUCAAGCUGGCCAGUGGAGAGUACGACGGCCUGCUGCUUGGUGACAGCGGCUACUCCUGUCAACCUUGGCUGAUGACGCCAUUCCUGUCGCCGUCAUCAGCAGCCGAGGUCGCAUACAAUACGGCACACACGACGACAAGAAGCAUUGUUGAACGGACAAUCGGCCAACUCAAGCGGAGGUUCCAUUGCCUUCACGCUGAGCUCCGAAUGGCUCCAGAACGGUGCUGCGACAUCAUUGUCGCGUGCAGUGCCCUCCACAACCUGGCCAAGAGGUACCCCUGCAGGACACCCGUGGCCGCCAUCCCCGCUGAGGUUCCCGUUGAGCCCGUAGCAGCCAACCGUGCUGAGAGCAACGAGGCCCGAGACUUUAUUGUCAACCAUUUCUUCGGCUAAGUAUCCUGCUGUCGCUCGGCCCUUCUCUGGUACUGCUGUGCAGCCUCACGGGUCCAGCGCUGGUUGUGCUGCACAACAGGAGAGGCCAGUGUUCUCUGUGCUGCGUCGUCUUCAACUGUACUGCUGCCAGAUGACGAGGGUGGCGGCGUCGUCACCCUUCCCGUGCAGCUGCUGUAGUGACACGCAUGACCAGGAAAUUGUUUGAGGUUAAAGGGAUACUACAACAAAAUUUCGGGUUUCAUUUUUUGGUCUAUAUGUGUUCGAAGGAGCAGUAUCA
This is a messenger RNA of Ixodes scapularis (black-legged tick), 1517 nucleotides long. Its product is annotated as putative nuclease HARBI1. Bases 197 to 1240 code for a protein of 347 amino acids. NCBI's taxonomy places the organism in Eukaryota, Metazoa, Arthropoda, Arachnida, Ixodida, Ixodidae. The transcript is spliced from 4 exons. The record is from RefSeq and is a predicted model, not a curated record.